AUUGAUCUUGUUUAAAGUGAGAUUGCAAGUUUCUUGUCCUGCUUAUUUUAAAUAAUUAAAUAUUAAUAAAGUAUACUUCUCGAAGUAGCAAAAUGAUUCAAAAAGGUUCGAUGUUUUUAAUAUUCAUGUUAUUCGCCAUUUUCGCGAUUACAUUCGCCGAAGAGGAAGAGAAAUAUUCUUCGAAGUAUGACGAUAUUGAUAUAGAUGAAAUUCUGGCAAAUCCAAAAUUAAGAAAUCAAUAUCUAGAUUGUUACCUGGGCAGAAAACCUUGCCUCACUGCAGAUGCGAAAUAUUUCAAAGAUAAGUUUCCUGAAGCUAUGGCAACAAAAUGCAAAAAAUGUACCGAUAAACAAGUAAUAUUUUUCGACAAAGCUGUAUCUUGGUUCACUGAAAAUGAACCUGAGAAUUGGAAAAAAAUUGUUGAAACAGCGAUUCGGGAUGCCCAGAAUAAAGAGAAAGAGUAAGACUAAUAUUAAACGUUGGUAGAUCACUGUGUUAACGAAUGUAGUGCUUUAGUUUCAACAAUAAUUUAAUAUUCAUUUAAUAAAUUAUUGUGUAAUUCUUUUGCACUUUUAAAAUCUUCUAAAAU
Molecule: messenger RNA, 589 nt
Organism: Habropoda laboriosa
Lineage: Eukaryota; Metazoa; Arthropoda; Insecta; Hymenoptera; Apidae
Product: ejaculatory bulb-specific protein 3
Exons: 3
Coding region: 93-464 (123 amino acids)
Source: RefSeq, a predicted model, not a curated record